Molecule: messenger RNA, 4629 nt
Organism: Tuber melanosporum (Perigord truffle)
Lineage: Eukaryota; Fungi; Ascomycota; Pezizomycetes; Pezizales; Tuberaceae
Exons: 3
Coding region: 1-4545 (1514 amino acids)
Molecular function (GO): protein binding
Source: RefSeq, a predicted model, not a curated record
AUGGUCAACAUAGACACAAGGGGUUUUGAGAAGAGCUCAAGUGGAGAUGUCGUAUUGAAGAAAGAAGCCUCAACGGUGUCAUGGAGUCCACUGGGAAAACAGAUUGUUUGCGGGAUGGGAGACGGAACUGGGUGGCAGAUGACCCCUGGGGGGGAAGUAAAAGCUGUUUUACCGUCGGUUCCAGGCCUGGAGAAUUACUUUAUAUCGUCAAUUGUUUGGGUUGGGAAUGCUACAUUUAUCACUACGCAUACCCCGGUCCCAUCUGAUGAUGCGAAUAACGAAUCUGUUUUUCAUGCGUUGGUGCGAGAUGGUACAUCAUAUCAGUACACGAAACUUCCUGAUCCUAUUCCGCCGUUUGGGAUGGACUCCCGAACUCCACCCUACUUUUUCCACGCCAUGAUUCGGCAAUAUGCUCCAGGCAUGAGAGAUAUGAUCAUGUUUACCAAUACUUGCUCAUCAGACGUCGGCCUUGUUUGCCGGUUUUCUACUGCAUUGACUGGAGAUCCUUCAGUGCCAGCGGAUAACUGGAUCACCGCCGGCAUCGGCGAUGAUCAUCGGAGAGCCCAAAUACCUUUGGGCGGUGAAAGCUUUUCUGAUACCUCGCCAAUCGGAAUGGCUCUGGAUUUGAGCAAUAAGGCAAACGUGAAACGCCCCGUUGGUGGAGAGGAAAUUGAGGAAUCGCCGGGACCGUUACCAAUUCUUAUGGUGCUCAAUCACGAAGGAUUGCUGAGUGCUUGGAAUGUUAUUUACAACGAUGCUAUUGAACAGAACGAAAAGUAUAAUGGAAUGAUGGUUUACGUAACGCAGGAAGGACCCUCACAAUCGGCACCGCAAACGCCACAGCAGCCAGCAUCUCAGAGGCAGUCAGUUCAGAAUAUAACGCCUAGUCCCGCCUUUGGGGUGAACUCUUUUGGACAGUCACCAGUUUCUAAUGGCAAUGGCACAUUUGGCCAGCCCUCAAGCCUAGGAAGCCCGAAUACAUUCGCAAAGCCCGCGACUGGCGCUUUUGGACAGUCUGCGGCGUCACCAACAUUCGGCCAACCCUCUAGUAUUGGUGCGAGUGGGGCAAGCGCGUUUGGAAAACCUUCUGCUCUUGGAGGAUCUAUGUGGGGUUCCACCUCAGGAGCUUCUCCUAGCGCACCUGCUCCAACUUCGGCAACCGCUUUUGGUCAACCAUCGGCCCUUGGAACAAGAUCUGUAUUUGGUCAACCUGCAACUCUUGGGGGUCAACCUGCUUUUGGCCGGACCGCUGCCCUUGGUGUCCAGCCUGUGUUUGGCCAACCUGCGCCAUUGGGAUCAGCUACUACUGCUCCAGCAUUCGGGGCACCUACUCUUAUAGGGGCAAAUAAGCCCGGAACUGCUGGAUUCAGUGCUGUUUCCUCCCUUGGAAGCCCCCCUGCUGGAGGAAGCCCGUUUGGAAGUACUUCUGCUUUUGGAGGUGGAAGUGCAUUUGGUGCGUACGCGAAUAAGGGGGGAUUCUCAGCAGCAGCGGCAGCGGCAGGUAGCGGAGAUAGUAAACCUAUCUGGGGCACAGGUAAGAGCCUAGGCUCUGACACCACGUCCACAAUGUUCGGGGGCGGUGAUAAUGUACCUAGUCCAUUUACUUCCGGGAGCACCGGUUCCUUCAAGCUAUCCAGUGCGUUCAAGCCAGACCCUGAAUCCGCCCCUGAGAAUAAACCAUUCCCUCCAAGCGGUGGUUUUGGUAGCCUUGGAGUGGGGCUAGGGGAUGCUCUUACUUCUACACCGUCUGCCAUUUCUCGCCCCGGACCACUGCCUACUCCGGGGGGAGUAUCUGAUCAGAAUAUCAGAGAUGCAAGCAUGGACGAUAGCGACGAGCAACCAGAUGAACCAAGUGACGAUGAUGACAUAAUUUCUCCUGAAGCAACAGAAGCUCGACAAGCCGGGUUCCCUUCAACACCCGCGAAGCCAGGCCUUCCCCAUGGUAUCUUCUCGAGCACGAAAGCGGCAGGCUCCAGUUCAUCUGCGAGCAACCCGUUUACGUCAGCGAAUCAAAGUUCAUCACCCUUCAGCUCUGUACCUGGCCCUUCUUCGGGAUCACCUUUUGGUGCUUGGGGGGCGCAACGCAAGACACCCUUUGGCGUUCCAAGCACUCCGCCAAAGUCCCCCUUUCCCACUACACCAAAACUUUCGAGCCCGUUUCCUGGUCCGAGUAGACCUUUGACCUUUGCUCAGUCACCCGAAAAAAGUCCCGAAUCCGCCCAAGCGGCAGUGGCAGCGCCGGUAACUAGCUCGCCCCCUCCGCCAUCGCUUCCACCUCACUCACCAUUUACUUCCGAGGAGAAGGGUCUCGAGACACUUCCAGCAUUGCCAGCAGACGAGUCCUCUACACCCGCAUUAACUGAGGAAGCAUCGUCGAUACCGUUACCCUCAGGUCCUGAAUCCGUGAAGGAAUCAAGCGGCACUCAGGCUAGUGAGUCGCCUAGCUUGCCUUCCCCGGGGCCCAAGAGUGUGGGAACGGAUAAUGAACAAGUUACCUCGCUAGACGGAAGCGAUGAUGACAAUGAUGGACACCAAGAGAGUAAGGGAGAGGGUGAUGAAGGCAAGAGAGACAAUGGAGACGAAGAUGAGGACGAAGAUGGAGAUGACGAAGAUGGAGAUGACGAAGACGGAGGUGACGAAGAUGGAGAUGACGAAGAUGAAGAUGACGAAGAUGAGGGUAACAGCGAAGGGGAUGACAGCCCACUAUCCGAGGGGUUUGUAUUUGAACCUAAGCCAAAGUUGCCCUCCGCAUCGAGUGGUCCAAGCACAUCUGAUGUUUUUGGAACCGAUACAACCUUUAGUGGGACGUUUAUUAAGGGAGGUAUUGAAGAAAACGCGCUAUUCAGUCCUUUGGCUAAAACCCCCCUCCCAGUCAAUGAUAGUGACAGUGAUCGAUCGAGAAAUUCGUUAUUAGCCAGCCCAAAUCUAAAAAAUCGUUCUCCUGGCGCCGCUGUUGGCUCCCUAGCGAACAAAAAUAAGGGGGGGAAGAACAGUCUAGGUCGACGGGGCGUGUCCAACAGGCCGCCUAAGAAACCUGACGCUUCUAAAAUACUUAGUACUCUUUGUCCGUCUGAUUUUCUCGCAUCUAGAAAUAAGCCUCAAGGGACUUUUCCCUUCCAACCCUCGGCGGACGACUCCAUAAACAAACCAGCCGGGAGCAGCCCGUUAGCUGCUCCGGCGUUGCAGGCGAAACAGGCUAGCCAAGAGGAAGGAGAGAAGGAAGUCCAAGAGGAGGAGAGAGUCCAAGAGGAAGGAGAGGAGGAAUUCCGAGGGGAGAGGGAAGCCCAAGGGGAGGAGAAAGUCCAAGAGGAAGGAGAUGAGGGACCCCAAAAGGAGAAGAAAGCCCAAGAGGAGGAGGGAGCCCAGGAGGAGGGAGUCCAAAAAGAGAAGAAAGCCCAAGAGGAGGAGAGAGUCCAAGAGGAAGGAGAGGAGGAAGUCCAAGAAGAGAAGAAAGCCCAAGAGGAGGAGGAAGUGGAAAGUGAUCUGGAUUUUGAUAACGAAUACGACGACUACGAUCCGGACCGGGUACGGAAUAAGUUGUUGAAUAGUGACGUGAAGCCUGUCCAGGAGUUGCCGAAAUUCAGGCGCAAUGGGGAGGUUGAGGUCGCAAGUGAUUUCAAUGCAGUGUUCGAUUCCAUUUACCUUAGCGGCAACAUGAUGAUUAAUAGGCUUGGCCUAACUGUUCAAGGGCUCAAAGCCUACCAUCUUGGCCAAGAGAACCCACUCCCGGAUGUGGAGCAUAAGACGGCAAAGGAAAUGAGGCAUCCACUAGACUGGAGGUUUUGCGAAAUGGACCAAGUCAAAGAGAUACUCGAGCAGUUACUUGCAAGUGUGAAGGGCGAAAACCAGGGAAACGAUGAAUUGGAAGCGAGGUAUCAAGCAGCGAGUAAAGGGUUCAUUAAACUUGAUGUUAAGGAUGCGGAAAUUAAACGGCUCCUUGCUGUUCACAACGAUGCUCAGGCCGCCGCGAUUGCUCGCGCUAGGCCACUUACGCCAGAACAAGUUCUACAACAACGGAAGCUCAGGAAGGAGUAUGCAAAAGUGGAAAGGCUCCUUAAGGAGGCCGAAAAGGAAGUAACGCAGCUCAAGGCCAAAAUCGCAUCCCGAGACAGGGACAGGCCUGGGGCCGUGGUUCCACCGACUGUGGAAGCGGUCAAGAAUACAAUCAUGAAAUUGACAGGGAUGGUCGAAAGAAAGAAUGGAGAUAUCGAUUACCUCGAAGAGCGUUUGAGACGAGUCAAAAUCAAAUCUCGAAGCGCUUCUGCCACUCCGGGCAAGUCUAGAGGUUUAACCCCGAACCAGACCCCUAGAGGAGAAACACCGCAAAGAUUUGAGACUCCAGAGAAAUUGAGAUCAUACGAUAAUAAUACUUCAAGUGUUAGUUACCCGGCGAGCCCAGUGUUGGCCCUAGCAGAUCCCUUGGAUGUUGAGGAGGCUAGGGAGGAAAUUAGAGCAAGGAAGGAGAUGGGGAGGAAAAUGAGGGACGCUCUGGAGAUAUGUGGACCUAAAUUGACGACGGUGUCAAGAUGGAGCGGUGAAAAUUAAUCUUUCUUGUUGGAAGGGAAAGUAACCUGGCUCCUUGUAUUUUUAAUUCGGUGAAAUUUAAAGCUCUGGUUUCAAAGUUCGUAA